Nerophis lumbriciformis (worm pipefish) is the source of this 1416-nucleotide messenger RNA. Lineage: Eukaryota; Metazoa; Chordata; Actinopteri; Syngnathiformes; Syngnathidae. The record is from RefSeq and is a predicted model, not a curated record.
AUGAACAGUGAAAACUUCGCAUUGAGCGAGAGGCUGGUGUCGGCGUCGUACGUCCGCCAAGCGUGUCAAGCUCGCCGGAGCCACGAGCAGCUCAUCAGGCAACUACUGGAGCAGGGGAAGUGUCCGGAAGAAGGUUGGAGUGAGAGCACCGUCGAGCUCUUCCUGAACGAGCUCGCCGUUAUGGACAGCAACAACUUCCUCGGCAAUUGCGGCGUAGGCGAGCGGGAAGGCCGCGUGGCCUGCGACGUGGUAGCCAGACGACAUUACAGGUUGAUCCACGGCAUCGGACGGUCAGGUGACAUCGCGGCGGUUCAGCCCAAAGCUGCCGGGUCUAGUCUGCUCAAUAAGCUGACCAACUCGCUCGUACUGGAUAUUUUGAAGAUGUCAGGCGUGAGGAGCGUGAAGAGCUGCUUUGUGGUUCCCAUGGCGACCGGCAUGAGUCUGACUCUGUGCUUCCUGACUUUGCGCUUCCGCCGACCCGACGCCCGCUACAUCGUCUGGCCGCGCAUCGACCAGAAAUCCUGCUUCAAAGCAAUGAUCACAGCAGGCUUCAUACCGGUCGUGGUGGAAAACGUGCUGGAGGGCGACGAGCUCCGGACAGACGUGGAAGCGGUGGAACGCAAAAUUCUCGAGCUCGGAGCCGAGAACAUCCUGUGUGUGCAUUCCACGACGUCCUGCUUUGCGCCUCGAGUGCCUGACCGGUUGGAGGAGCUCGCCAAACUAUGUGCCAAAUUGAACAUUCCUCACAUAGUAAACAAUGCAUACGGAGUGCAGUCAUCCAAGUGCAUGCACUUGAUACAAGAAGGCGCCCGUAUCGGCCGAAUAGACGCCUUCGUCCAAAGCUUGGAUAAGAACUUCAUGGUUCCGGUCGGGGGGGCCAUCAUCGCCGGUUUUGACGAAGCUUUCAUACAGGAGAUUAGCCAGACUUACCCAGGUCGUGCAUCCGCAUCGCCUUCACUUGACCUCCUCAUUACUCUCCUCACGCUAGGAGCUCGCGGCUAUAAGAAACUCCUGUCGGACAGGAAGGAGGUUUACGCGAUCUUGGCCGAGGAACUGAAGAAACUGGCGUCGGCGCACGGGGAGCGUUUGCUCGUCACUCCUCAUAAUCCCAUUUCACUUGCCAUGUCGCUGGACGGGCUCCAGGCCGGCUGUGACAAGGCGGUGACUCAACUGGGCGCGAUGCUGUUCACGCGACAAGUUUCCGGAGCCAGGGUCAUACCGCUGGAUAAGGAGCAGACCAUUGGCGGACACACAUUCCGUGGGUUUAUGUCGCACUCCGAGGCUUACCCGUGCCCUUACCUCAAUGCGGCCGCCGCUGUGGGUAUCACCCGUGAAGAUGUAGCACUGUGCAUCAAGAGGCUGGACAAGUGUCUGAAGACUCUGCAGAAGGAGGCCAAGCUUGCAAACUCAUGGUGA